Molecule: messenger RNA, 932 nt
Organism: Aureobasidium pullulans EXF-150
Lineage: Eukaryota; Fungi; Ascomycota; Dothideomycetes; Dothideales; Saccotheciaceae
Exons: 1
Coding region: 226-717 (163 amino acids)
Source: RefSeq, a predicted model, not a curated record
UUCUGAUUUGUGUCGCUCCUUCCUGGUUUAGCUUCUGCAUCUCUGCCAGAGCGGGAGCUCCAAUGCUCUUGCAUACUGCAGCACUCAAAGACUGUAUCGUUCUGAUUGACUUAGUCAUCUCUCCGGUGUCAGGUAAGAACGAUUUAUGGAGUAAGAGGGCCAGAAGCGUUCUAGACAAGGUGAGCCCGCAAGCAUCUCAAGCUGAAAGACCUAUCUUCGCAGUGCAUGGUAUCUUUCGGCGACCACGACGUCUCUCCCGGGCGCAACCGUUCUCUAUAUUCUCCUCUCCCAAUGCAGGUACCUUUGAAACCAUCUUGCCUUUCAAAAGCUAUACAUUUCCCCUUCCUCAGAAACCAAGAGUUCGAAGAUAAUGCACCGCCAGGGUCAUCCUCUCACCCAACUCCUUCCAAACUUCUUCUCGUCCGUCUAACCGGUCAACCGCUCAGCCGUCCGCGAUCUCAGAAAACACCUUUUCCCACCACCGUUAAGAUACUCAGGUACAUAGUUUGUAAAUGUCUCACACCGUGUCAAGAAAUUCCCCGUCAUGUUGAUGAUUUGACUUUUAUAUACGAGUCAAAAACAAAGCCACGAGGAUGUUGGCAACGGCGUUUGUCGUUCUCGGGUAGUAGAGUUUUUAUCAUUUGUCCGGAUUCUGAUUCUAGUGUUUCGGCCGAAGGAUUGUUGUCAAGAUUGGGGGUUGGAGUUUUGGACCGGUGAGAUGGGAUGGGAUGGGAUGGAGGAUGAGAUGGGUGAAGGACGGGGAGAAUUGCGCUCAGCAGUCGUUGUUUAAUAGCGAUAGAUUUGGAUAGAGGAGAUAACAGUAAUGUAGAAGGAAGCAAAAAAGACGAUGAAUAGAAAGAAUACGAGAAGAGCGGUCGAGAAGCAAACAGCAGUAAAGUCAACUAUACGCACCUGAAUACGGACUAACAUUC